CUGUCUCCCAGUUUAUUGUUCGGCAAGAAACGCUUCUCCGUCGAGGAGAUCCAAAUCAAAUCCUUGCCCUCCGGUAGCAACAAAAAAAAAAGCGAUGCCGACUGACAUAGAAGAUGAGAUUAGGGACGAGAAGAAUCCUCCCCCUCUUGAUGAAGACGAUAUCGCUCUUCUCAAGACUUAUGGAUUGGGGCCAUAUUCCACAAGCAUCAAGAAAGCUGAAAAGGAUGUGAAGGAAAUGGCUAAAAGGAUCAACGAUUUAUGUGGCAUCAAAGAGUCUGACACUGGUUUGGCUGCACCUAGCCAAUGGGAUCUUGUUUCUGAUAAGCAAAUGAUGCAAGAGGAGCAACCUCUUCAGGUAGCCAGAUGCACCAAAAUAAUUAAUCCCAACACAGAAGACGCCAAAUAUGUAAUAAAUGUCAAGCAAAUUGCAAAGUUUGUUGUUGGAUUGGGUGACAAAGUUUCACCAACCGAUAUUGAAGAAGGAAUGCGUGUUGGUGUUGACCGCAACAAGUAUCAAAUUCAGAUCCCUUUACCCCCCAAGAUUGACCCAAGUGUAACCAUGAUGACAGUUGAAGAAAAACCAGAUGUCACAUAUAAUGAUGUUGGUGGAUGCAAGGAACAAAUUGAAAAGAUGAGAGAGGUGGUUGAGUUACCAAUGCUCCACCCUGAGAAAUUUGUUAAAUUGGGAAUUGAUCCUCCGAAAGGCGUCCUAUGCUAUGGUCCACCUGGCACUGGUAAAACACUUUUAGCAAGAGCAGUUGCCAAUAGAACUGAUGCAUGCUUUAUACGUGUCAUUGGAAGUGAACUCGUUCAAAAAUACGUUGGUGAGGGGGCCCGCAUGGUUCGCGAACUAUUCCAGAUGGCACGUUCCAAAAAAGCUUGCAUAGUUUUCUUUGAUGAAGUUGAUGCAAUUGGUGGGGCCCGUUUUGAUGAUGGAGCUGGCGGUGAUAAUGAGGUUCAAAGAACCAUGCUUGAAAUUGUGAAUCAACUUGAUGGAUUUGAUGCUCGUGGGAAUAUUAAAGUUUUGAUGGCUACAAAUAGACCAGAUACAUUGGAUCCAGCACUGUUGAGACCUGGGAGACUGGAUAGAAAGGUGGAAUUUGGGCUUCCAGAUAUGGAAAGGGCAGAUAUAAGAAGUGUGUGUACUGAGGCUGGAAUGUAUGCAAUUAGGGCAAGGAGGAAGACAGUGACUGAGAAGGAUUUCCUUGAUGCUGUUAACAAAGUCAUUAAAGGGUACCAGAAGUUUAGUGCUACUCCUAAGUAUAUGGUUUACAAUUGA
Lactuca virosa is the source of this 1279-nucleotide messenger RNA. The record is from the annotation of a GenBank genome assembly. NCBI's taxonomy places the organism in Eukaryota, Viridiplantae, Streptophyta, Magnoliopsida, Asterales, Asteraceae.